Messenger RNA from Papaver somniferum (opium poppy), 762 nucleotides. RefSeq lists its product as uncharacterized. The transcript is spliced from 2 exons. The record is from RefSeq and is a predicted model, not a curated record. Lineage: Eukaryota; Viridiplantae; Streptophyta; Magnoliopsida; Ranunculales; Papaveraceae. Bases 1 to 762 code for a protein of 253 amino acids.
AUGCAAGCUUUAAACUCCACAUUCAAUCUUCUUGGUCCAAGAACCAUAGGGUAUGCACUUGAUAGAAAAUUAUCUGAAACAAGGAGAGAUUUGUCCCUUUGGAAUAGAAGCAAGUUUGGUAAUAUACAUGAGAAGCUCAACAAUCUUCAGCAACAACUAACUGAUCUCCAAAAGCCUGACUCCAGUCGGACUGAUAGCACUCAAGUUGUACAAAAAAUUGAAAAGGAAAUUGAGGAAUGGCACCAGCGUGAAAAAAUUUUCUACAUACAAAAAUCCAGAGAAACUUUCUUCCAUGAGGUAGAUCAAAAUACAAAACACUUUCACCUACAAGCGAAUAGGAUAAGAUCGAGAAAUAGAAUCGAAACUUUGAAUAAACCAGAUGGAACAUGGUGCCAAGGAAAAGAACAACUUGAAUCAUUGUUGGAUAAAAACUUCAAGCAAAUAAUGACAACUGUUAGCCCAGACACAAAUGAUGAGUUGAUGAAUCUCUUGCCGCCUUGCAUCACUGAAGCAGAUAAUGAGUCUCUCACAAGAAUGCCCACGGAGGAGGAAAUCUAUAACACUCUGAAACAAAUGCAUCCAUGGAAAGCACCGGGACCAGACAGAUUUCCACCAGGAUUCUUCCAAGCAAACUAUAGCACGAAUAUGGUGAUCGACGAAAUCAUUAUCGGAGCAGCAUCACGACCAUCUCGUGGACUAAUUGCAGCACCAUCUCGUGCUGGCAGUACUGCUCAACUCGGGACAUCAACUUCAGACGAUUAG